Messenger RNA from Patella vulgata (common limpet), 5910 nucleotides. RefSeq lists its product as uncharacterized. The transcript has 34 exons. Gene Ontology annotation, molecular function: protein binding. NCBI's taxonomy places the organism in Eukaryota, Metazoa, Mollusca, Gastropoda, Patellidae. The record is from RefSeq and is a predicted model, not a curated record. Bases 334 to 5910 code for a protein of 1858 amino acids.
UCUGGUAUUUUUCAUCUAAAGGGUAGACUACGACUUGAGUAUAAAUUGGAGAAUAAUCCCAGUGAAAAUACGAUCAUAGCUGAUUUAAGUAUAAAGGUGUGCUUUGAAGAUUCCACCUGUAUAUUAGAUGUACCUGUAUUGCAACAAGCCAGUAUAUCUUACUCGCCAUGUGAUAUAACUAAACCUGUUCCAUUUAAAGGCGUGAGUUUCGAUUUCUGGUCUUUGAAAUCGUGUACAUUAACUGCCCCUCCGUCAGGCUGUUCCAUCAGUUUACCAGCACCAAUAUCUAAUAUCUGUCAUCUCAAUGAUAACUGUCUUGGUAUCAGCUGUUGUAUGACCCUUGACCUUAAAUAUUUGGGUUCCUACUCUCUAGCAGCUUCGUUUGAACUGGAUCACUGUGCUAAUAAAUUAACUUAUACACUAGAGAACAAGAAAUGGGAGAAAACUCUUCUUUCCUUGCCAUUGGAUACAAAUAUAACAGAAGCUGUUGGUGAAGCUAUAGAUAUAAGCUAUAUAGUUAGUGAUGUUAGCAGUGCUUAUGUGGUAACAUUAAACAUCAGGCUGUGUGCUCUAAAUACGUACCAGAAUAUACCCUACUGUAAAUAUUGGACCCUCUUGGACAGAAAAUCAUUCAAUAAACCCGGAUGUACUAGCGGCAGAAAAAGACGAAGUGUAAUAAGAGAAAUAUCCCAAAAUGAUUAUGAAGUUGGUAUAAAGACGCUGCUCGGGCGAAAUGCUACAAAUGAAGAAAUUGCAGCCUUUAUGAAUGAAGUUGAAACAAAUGAGGCUACAGAAGUAGAGAAGAAUUUAUUCCCAGAUUGGGAAGAUGGUGGUCAAGCUAAUAAUAUCAGAUCAGCUUUAAAAACAAUGGGCUCAUCGAAUCCUUCCACUAUAUUAUAUACAUCAAAUAAUGGUAAAGUCAGUGUCGGUGUAGAAGGCAGUGAAGAAAUGUUUAAGAUUUUAGGAGUAGCAUCAAAUAUAAUUGAGAAUGCUGAACAAGCCUUUGUUGUGGGUAAAGGUUUGACUGGUGCUGGAGUCAAGUUGCUAGGUGCCAAGUUGUCUAAUAUGACCAUCGGAGAAAUCAUGGCGAUGAUUGAUACGAAGAAUAUUGACCCAGAAAAGGCCCUGGAACUUGUUAAAGAAUUGCGAAACUUAGGUUUGGCUUUGUAUUCGGAAAUUAUUGAUGCAGUUUUAACUGGAGAGGCUACAAAUGCUUUUAAAUCCAUGGAUUUUAUACUUCAAGGCGACUUUAGUUUCCCUCGCAGUGAAGUCAUUUUAUUCAAGUACUCUAUUUUCUUCCUACUGGGAGGUUUGGUACCAAUGAACUUCAGAUUUGGUGCUGGUUGUACCUACGGUAUGCAGAUUAUUGUCGGUGGUAAAAUGAUGAAGAUGGUAGCAUUUGGUGGUGCCACACCCUAUGGAGCUGUUUUAACAUACGGGGAAUUAAAUAUAGGUUUUAUAUUAUAUGCUGGUUUACGACUAGAAGGUUAUAUAAUGACUACAUCCUUCCCUACACGAGCUGAGAUAGGAUUCUCGAAAUUCCCACUUGAUAUUGGCUUGACCAUGGAUCUAGAGCUGGUACCAUUACGAUUGAGAUUGUUAGGUAUCGUUACAUUACGUAUUAAACUAUUUUUUGCAACGAUCAAAAAGACGUUAUUUAAAGCUACGUUAUGGGAAUAUUCAACACCUGUUAUACGGAAACGGUUGAUUGAUUUUGGUGAGAAUGAGCCCGAUCCUUCACCACCAGCUUUCUCAGAGUAUACGGACAGCAAGAGUGGCCGAAAGAAGCGAGCUGCAGGAGAAGCUAUCAAUACAGCUACUAGACAAUGUUCUGUGAGACAAUUACCAGAUCGAGAUUAUACUGAACCAGCUAUAGAACUAUCUGUACGUAGUGAAGAUGAUAAGAGUCAAGUUCGUCUCUUCCUUCAAGGUGGUACUCGUCCUGGUUUACAAGAUGCUUUCCCAGAAACAGAACUUGGAGGACCUUCUUCUGUUAUAACUACGAGAUUAUCUCAUAGUGGAAUACCCAUAUAUUUCACAGUCGUGGGUAAAAACAGUGGAGGAGGUAGUGCUACAGUCACGUGUUCUAUACCAACUUAUGACACGUCAUUACCUGGUGGAAGGUUCACGGCAGAUUUUGCUACAUCCAGUAACCCGAGAGUUUUAAAAGCAUCUGUUGUCGUAUUCGAAGAUUCCGAGUUAGAAUAUUCAGCAAUCGGUGUAGGCGUUGGUCGUGGUAUUUAUUCAGAUGAGAUGGAAAAUUGGACACCUGUCAAUCUUAAAAACCGAAAUAAUCAAAACUAUGAUCCGUCAUCGGAUCCUAAUGGUUUUGAAGCCAAGAAACAUUUUACUGCCUCUAAACAAGCUCGUUUAAUCGCACCUGUUGCUCGAGAGUUUAGAAAGAUUAACACUGUUGCUGAUUGUAUGCAGAGAUGUUUAGCUUUACCGGAAAGUAAAUGUCUGUCAAUUAAUUUUGAUUUUGGUACGAGUGGUCACUGUGAAUUACUAGAAGCCAUAGAAGGUCAUGAUCAUAAAAUAGCCAUCUCUGGCGACUAUGUACAUAUGGAGAGAUUAGGGGUUGGUUUAGCCUAUGAAUUUAGUUAUACAGAUAAAACACUACUACAAGAUAAACUGUAUUACUUUAACCUUGAUUUAAAGAAUAUCUUAGGAUAUCGUCAUAUCAUCUCUACUAAAGGUGUUUUAAUUGAUUUAACACCUCCACAACCAGGAGCAGGGUUAAUUGUAAAUGGUUCUAGAGAUGAUCUAGAGAAAAUGGAUUGUUUGAAUGGAGUUCCCUCUGAUCGUCCAGAAUGGAAGGUGAAAUGUAUUGACCAAUCACCACUGGUACUCAAUCAUAGAACUAUUAUUGAUGGCGAAGGAUCAAUGACAGUUUUUAAUGGCCAUUCACCACUUUUAGACCAAAGAUAUUUCAGAGCUAAUAGAUUCAUCUCAGCAAAUUGGGAUGGAAUCCAUGAUAAAGAAACUGGAUUAUUAGGUUAUUCGUUUACUGCUGGUAAAACAGUGUGCGAGGAAUCGAUACACCCCCAUCAUGAUCCACAUAAACAUCUGUAUGAUGAAUCAGAAUGGACUCAUGUUGGUAUGAUCAAGAGGGAGGAGACUAACCCACUAUCAGAUGGUAAAUAUUAUGUGACUGUUCGAGCCUUGAAUAAAGUCGAGUAUGGAGGACCAUUAGUGACAACUUUUUGUCAUACCACACCAUAUGUUAUUGACAAUACUAAACCGUUUGUUUAUGAAGUAUUUGAUGUAAAAUAUGACGAAGGGCUAGAAGAUUUAUCAACAGCAUACAAUGCAACGGAUCCUGAGUCUGAUAUCAAGGAAAUCGAUUUAUGUCUGGGGCAAACAACAAAAGAUUGCGGCAUCUCCGACUGGACUCGUUAUGAACACUCGGAACAAGUCAUCCAUAACACAGCUUUACCAGGUGGAAUUCCUGUCUGGGUGAAGAUACGAGCAUGGAAUAAUGUAAAUAUGUCAGCCAUCAAGUCGGCUGAUCAUCCUCUUAUCUUGGAUAAUACACCACCAAUAGCUGGGGAAGUUUAUGAUGGACCUCUCUUUAAACAUGACUUGAUUUAUACUAAAGACAGUAACAAGAUUUGUGCCAACUGGGUUGAUUUCUACGAUCCGGAAUCAGGAAUCUCAUAUUUCUCCGUGUUUGUUCGUGCAUCAGAAAAUGACAUGUAUUUAACAAACGGUACCGAUUUUGAUCACAGAACACACCAGGCUUGUAUUGACUUAGUAGAUAAUGCUCUACAACACGGCAAGAAUUAUUAUAUAGAGUUAUGGGCCUUUAAUGCUGGUCAUAAACAGAUGAAUACUUCCGGUCGAUCAAAUGGAGUAACGGUUGAUCUAACUGUACCCGAGACGGGAGAAGUUAUUGAUGGUCUAAAGGAUAAUUUUGUUGACAUAGAGUUUAGUGCUGCAACUGCUACCAUAGCAACACAAUGGAGGGGUCACUCGGAUCCGGAAUCUAAUAUCAGAAGUUACGAAGUUCAGAUACUACGGGCCAGAAACAAAACUAACAAUUUUGAGAUUGUACGAGAUUGGCAUGAAAUGGAUAAUUCUACAGAAUCUGUUGAAUGGCACAAUUUCCAUCUCCAUCAUCGUGAUAGUAUUAAGACGAAGUUACGAACAACAAAUGGAGCUCUAGGACAGAUUGUAGAGGAAACAGAUGGUUAUAUAGUAGAUUUAACACCACCAAGAUUAAUCUAUCUUAAUGAUGGUGGUACUCAACAAACAGAUAUAGAUUAUCAGUCAACAAAAACAAGUAUAAUGGCUAAUUUUAAAUUUGUUGAUGACGAAUCUGGAAUAGAUCAUUAUAAAUAUCAGAUUUAUAAAUUACAACAAGGUUCUAAACAUCAAAUAAUUCCAGAUACUGCUGGAGAAUGGACAGAUAUAAUGGACGGUACAGCACAAAGUUUAACUGUUGAUAAUCUGAAGCUAGUUAAUGGUGCGAGAUAUAUUGCUAGAAUAGGUGCUGUUAAUGGAGCUAAUGCUGUAGCUACCUAUGAUUCUAAUGGUUUCCUCUUGGACAACACGCCACCUAAGAUGCAAUGGGUACAUGUUGGUAUAUUUAAUGGUGAAGAUGAAGAGGUUAUAGACGGCCAUGUUUUACAAGCUGAUACUAAAGGUAUUAAAGCCACGUGGUUUGCUACAGAUGACGUCAGUGGUAUCAUGACGUAUCUAGUUUCUGUUGGAACAACAUCAGGCGAUCAAGAUAUACUGUCAUGGCGGAAUAUGGAAUCAGACAGAGAUGGUUAUAUUGAUGACAUCACCUUACAAGUCAAGACCGACAACUCUCCCUAUUAUUAUGUAACUGUAAAGGCUAUCAAUGGAGCUGGUUUAGAGAGUGGGGUAUUAACGUCCACUCCUAUAAAGGUUGUAGAAGAGGACAAAACAGGUAUCGUCAUUGAUGGUGCUGAUGGCACCGAGCAGUCGGGAUCAACUGGUGUAGACGUUGACUUCCAGAAAGACACUGGAGCAGUAACGGUGCAGUUCUCUGGCUUUGAGAGUGCUCUCCAUGGUAUAUCUAAGUUUGACUGGGCAGUCGGGACUACAGCUGGUGGAGAGGAUAUCCAGCCCUUCCUUACAGCUGGUUUAAUUCACGAGGACGCUUUAGAUAUACCUGGCAACGGUAUUGCCAGUUCUGGAUAUGGUCAAGCUGUAUUACCGUUAGAAUCUGGUAAAACCUAUUUUACCACAGUACGAGGUAUAACCAAUGUUGGUAAUGUGUUAGAGUCGAUAUCUGAUGGUUUUACUGUGGAUAUAACUCCUCCAAUUAUAACCAUUAACAGUCUUUUUAAAGUGACUGGACAACAGAAUGUAUCAGCCGGUAACAAGAUUUACCAGUCUGAAGUAGAUUCGAUGGCUGUAAAUUUCAAGAUGGUGGACAAUGAAAGUGGAUUAGCUAAGAUGUAUUAUGCUGUAGGUACUUACCCGGAUAGUGCUGAUACACGAUCUGUCACUUCAUUAACAACAUUCUUAAAUGGCGAGGGUUCACUUCCAGUUGGAGAGGUCAAACCUGCCACUGAUGGUAAACCAAACAUUGUAACAUUCUGGUCCGAGAAUAAGGUUGGAAUAAUAGGUAAAACUACAUCAGCUACCUUGAUAGUUGAUACAACACCACCUGUUGGAGGUACAGUUACCUGUCCAACAUUUAUACAGCCUCACUCAUCUAUGAAAUGUACAUGGGAUGGAUUUGUUGAUUCCGAGAGUCCGAUUGUUGAGUUUUCAUUUGGACUCGGAUCUCAAGAAGGAUUAAAAGAUAUUAUACAACCCAAAUCUUUACCUGGACAUAGUACUUCUUACCUGGUACAAGAUUUAUCAGAUACUGUAAGCCAUGGUAACGUGUAUUUUUUUUUCUCUAGAUUUAUCAGAUACUGUAAGCCAUGGUAA